AACAAAUUAAUAGUUUAGAGUUCAUUGAAAAUAAUAGAUAUCUUAUUUCAGGAGAUGCGGAAGGAAAUAUUAUUAUAUGGGACAUGAUAUCGAGGCGUCCGAAAGUCCAGUUUAAAGCACAUAAUGAUGGAAUUUUGAGUAUUGCAAAGUUUAAAGACAAAUUGAUCAGUCAUGGUCGAGAUGAUACUUUACAUGUUUGGGUGUUUGAUCAAUUGUCAAAUGCUAAGGAUGGAGACAUUAAAGAAUUAAUAAAACCUGAAAUAAGUUUAACA
Racocetra persica is the source of this 272-nucleotide messenger RNA. The record is from the annotation of a GenBank genome assembly. NCBI's taxonomy places the organism in Eukaryota, Fungi, Glomeromycota, Glomeromycetes, Diversisporales, Gigasporaceae.